GUUGUUCCUCCCUUUCGUUCCAUUUUCUUUAUAGAUUGACCAGCCUUCCUUCCCUCCUUCUAUAGAGCAGUCUUCGGGAUGAAUUCAUUCCUUGCCAGGGCCGCUUCACUGACUCCGGAAGAAAUCCAGAGAGAAGUGCCAUACCAUUAUAUCCCGACAGAAUGGAUAUGCAUAGUAUUCGUAGCCCUAUUCGGUGUCACCGGUGUGAUCCAUGUAGCAGAAAGUCUCUUCUUCCGCAUGUGGUGGCUCUUGCCCACGGCUGGCCUCGCGGCUGUAGCAGAGGUUGUAGGCUGGGUCGGCCGGCUGUGGUCCAGUCAGAACCCCACCUUGUUGACCCCAUUCCUGAUGCAAAUCACUACGACUAUCAUCGCUCCGACACCGCUUGUCGCGGCUAACUUCGUUAUCCUGGGCAGGAUUAUCAAGCGGUUAGGCCCCCAGUACAGUCGUUUGGGUCCCGGACUGUAUACUAUCAUUUUCUGCUCUUGUGACAUAAUUGCGUUAGUGGUACAGGCUGUCGGUGGUGCUUCGGCAUCGACCGCAGCAGAGCAACAUAGGAAUGCGGACCAGGGUGGCCAUAUCAUGCUGGGAGGUAUAGUGUUCCAGUUGGUGGCUAUCUGUGUUUAUGUGGCAUGCGCAUUCGAGUUCCUCGUCCGGUACGCACUCGAUCGGCCGGUGCGCAAGGUGAUCAGCAGUGCCAGACAUGGUUCCUCGACUACCCUGGACGAUCAGCGGGCUGUCCCCUCGCCGUCUAGAGGCCACAUGGACCGGCCCCUGGCUUUGAUGGUGUUUGGGUUGGGACUCAGCACCAUCUUCAUCUUUAUACGAUCCGUGUAUCGAACGAUCGAGCUCUCUGACGGUUGGGAUGGGAAGAUCAUAUCGACACAGGUUUACUUCAACGUACUUGAUGGUGCCAUGAUCGUCCUUGCGUCAUUCACCCUGAACUUCUUCCAUCCUGGUUUCCUCCUGCGAGCCUCCGAGGAACCCACGGAGCCACAGUUCGAGAGAGAGCCGAAGAGAUCGUAUCAGGCCUCGGUGUAGAUGCUUUCUUCAUCAAUCUUUUGGAACGUCCGGAUAUAAUUUCCGAUUUUGCUUUGUAUCGUAUUGAAUACUAGUAUUUAUCACGUUAUAGACAUACUUUAUGUCCUUGUUACAGUGGAACAUUCUUUGGAAAUCGUGUAUAGUACUCGUAUCGUAUAGUGUUGUGAACAACCAUUAACCUCC
This is a messenger RNA of Gloeophyllum trabeum ATCC 11539, 1221 nucleotides long. Its product is annotated as RTA1-like protein. The coding region runs from base 79 to 1038 and encodes 319 amino acids. The record is from RefSeq and is a predicted model, not a curated record. NCBI's taxonomy places the organism in Eukaryota, Fungi, Basidiomycota, Agaricomycetes, Gloeophyllales, Gloeophyllaceae. Gene Ontology annotation, cellular component: fungal-type vacuole; plasma membrane. The transcript has 10 exons.